GAGGAAGCGAUCUCCUUCACACACACACACACACACACACACGCCCUCUCUCUCUGCUUCGUCUAAUCACGUUUUAAUGACUCUCACAUUUUACUCCUCCGCCGCAACGGCAACCGUUGCCGUUGCUGCGGCAACCGUAACUUCCUCGCCUAGGGUUCCGUUUCACCCUCCGGCUCUUCGCGGCAACGUUUCCUUCAGAUUAACCGCCAAGAAGCUGCCUCUUCGUUCACAUGGCGGCGGCGCAUCGUCGCUGAGUGUGAGAGCGAUGUCUGAGCUCGUUCAGGAUAAGGAAUCUGUAGUCGCGGCUAGCACUUCCUUCAGCGAGAGUAGUAAUGAGCUCAACCAUUCCCGUACCUUCUUGGAUGCGCGAACUGAACAAGAUCUUAUCUCUGGUAUAAGGAAGGAACAAGAAGCUGGAAGGUUGCCUCCCAAUGUUGCCUCUGGGAUGGAAGAAUUAUAUUGGAACUACAAAAAUGCUGUUUUAAGUAGCGGAGCUCCUGGUGCAGAUAAGACUGUUAUAACAAACAUGUCUGUUGCUUUUGAUCGCAUGCUUCUUGGUGUCGAGGAUCCUUAUACUUUCAAUCCGUAUCAUAAAGCAGUGAGAGAGCCGUUUGACUACUACCAGUUUGUCCAUAUGUACAUCAGUCCCCUCAUUGAUUUCAAAAAUUCUUACGUUGGGAAUGUUUCUAUUUUCUCCGAUCUGGAAGACAAGCUUCGACAGGGACACAAUAUCGUGUUAAUAUCAAAUCAUCAAAGUGAAGCUGAUCCAGCUGUCAUUUCCUUGUUACUUGAAGCACAAUGUCCAUACAUAGGAGAGAACAUUAAAUGUGUGGCUGGUGAUCGAGUCAUCACUGAUCCUCUUUGUAAGCCGUUUAGUAUGGGAAGGAAUCUCAUAUGUGUCUACUCAAAAAAGCACAUGAACGAUGAUCCUGAGCUUGUUGAUAUGAAACGAAAAGCAAACACACGAAGCUUAAAGGAGAUGGCUACAUUGCUAAGGUCUGGCUCCCAACUAAUAUGGAUUGCACCAAGCGGUGGAAGGGACCGCCCGGAUCCUUCUACAGGGGAAUGGUUUCCUGCACCCUUUGAUUCUUCUUCGGUGGACAACAUGAGAAGACUGGUUGAACAUUCUGGUGCUCCUGGACAUAUCUAUCCAAUGUCUUUGCUUUGCGCUGACAUCAUGCCGCCUCCUCCCAAAGUUGAGAAAGAAAUUGGAGAGAAAAGAUUAGUUGGGUUCCACGGUACCGGACUAUCAAUUGCACCUGAAAUCAGCUUCUCAGAUGUAACGGCAGACUGCAGCAACCCGAAUGAGGCGAAAGAAGCAUACAGCCAAGCUCUAUACAAGUCGGUGGAUGAACAAUACAAGACUCUAAACACUGCAAUCAAUCACCAAAGAGGAAUAGAAGCAUCAACUUCAACAGUCUCUUUGUCACAACCCUGGAAUUAAUCUCUCAAGUUGUUAGGAUAUAAUCACACGUUGCCGUAGGGGAGUUACUUCACUAUCUUCAGAAAAUAUAUUACAAAGCCUCUCUCCCUGAUGAAACAAAGAAAUAGGUACUAUCUUGGUUUCUAACGUGGGAACAAAAGUUGGGUUUGUGUACAUAUGAAGAGUGAGAGACGACAUACACUCUUUCUAGGCUCCUUUUAGAUCAUCACAGUACUCUCUUCAUUUGUAAUAUUCCUUUUUUCUGCUCUCUACUAUAUUGAGCCAGAUGAAUAAUUCAAUUUUUCUUUUUUUGCUUCCUACUCUAAGCGUUAUGAUUUUAUUCCAAUUUAAAAUCUGUACAGAUAUCUGGUCUUUUGAAGUGAUCUGUAAACUGCCAGUUAUGCUUCAGUUUUUUUUUGUCAACA
Raphanus sativus (radish) is the source of this 1848-nucleotide messenger RNA. RefSeq names its product glycerol-3-phosphate acyltransferase, chloroplastic. The record is from RefSeq and is a predicted model, not a curated record. NCBI's taxonomy places the organism in Eukaryota, Viridiplantae, Streptophyta, Magnoliopsida, Brassicales, Brassicaceae. The transcript is spliced from 13 exons. Bases 77 to 1444 code for a protein of 455 amino acids. Gene Ontology annotation, molecular function: glycerol-3-phosphate O-acyltransferase activity. Gene Ontology annotation, biological process: glycerophospholipid metabolic process.